Molecule: messenger RNA, 5704 nt
Organism: Saccostrea cuccullata (small rock oyster)
Lineage: Eukaryota; Metazoa; Mollusca; Bivalvia; Ostreida; Ostreidae
Product: tyrosine-protein kinase BAZ1B-like
Exons: 34
Coding region: 107-4654 (1515 amino acids)
Biological process (GO): chromatin remodeling; DNA damage response
Cellular component (GO): WICH complex
Molecular function (GO): histone H2AXY142 kinase activity; histone binding
Source: RefSeq, a predicted model, not a curated record
AUGUCACGUGAUAAAUUGCAGACGAAACCGCGAAGCUGCUUCCGCUCCUUCGCGCCAGAUUUCAAACAACGGCGAAUUUUUAUGUUAUUUAUGAUAGAAAAGGAUAAUGCCGCUGUUUGGUAAGAAGAUAUUUAGUACAGUAAAGCCUUUAACUGAUAAAGAACCGAAUGAGACGAUCUACACGAUACCACACACGAAGGAACAGUUCAGAUCUAAAGAGGAAUACACAAAAAGGCUGUCCUGGUAUAAGGAGAAAAUCUGGACAUGCAAGUGUACAGGCCAUGUGAACCUGACACAUGAAGAAGCAUGGAAUUCUGAGAAGCAAGUUCUCAAAGUCCUAAAAAAUCAGUUCCAGUCUGCUUAUGAGAAACCAGUUCUACAACUUGUCCAUCAUAGUACACUUCCCCUUGAAAGCAUUGUUGAUCAAGCUUGGCUCAAACUGCAGCAGGUACUCUGUAUUGGAGAAAAAGUUGUUUUAAAGAUAAAAGCUGCGGGGAAAACAAUUCAAGGUGUGGUUGUGAAAGUGGAUACUGCAGGAUGCCAGGUAAACCCUACUAGCAACUGUAGCUCUCCCUCAAGUGACAAAGAAAACAAGGCUGAAGAGGGAAACUCACCAAAGAAAUGGACCCCACCCAAGUUACUGCCUUACAAGUACAGCUUCCGUCUGGAGGGAGAAGACAAGAUUAUUAAUGCAGUCCCAGCUUCAGAUCUUCAGAGAACAGAUAAGCCCCCAUCUAAGGAACUUAUCCGACUGUUCAUCCGAGCCAACUCCGUCAGAUCAGGACAGAAUCCCACCAGUCCCUGGGUCGUGGAUGAAAAUAAAGUCAAAGAGUUUAAUUUACCUAACAAGUUUAAUGACUUCUUCUUGUCACCAGUCAAGGUGGCAGAGGUGGCCAAGAAAGCAGAGGAAGAAAGAGCAAAGAAGAGAAAAUCUACAGGAAAGCACGAUUCUUCAUCUGCCAAAAAACUGAAGAAGAUGAAGAGUGAAGAGAAGAGCAAGGAUAACAAAAAACAAAUGACUCUGUCACCACUGAAAAAGAAAGUGUCCAAGACGCAGACCAAGUCCUCGGACGAUGACGUACAAAUUAUCGAGGAUUCAGACUCUGAGAGUGAUGAGGACAAACCGCUGGCCAAACUGAACAAGUCUAGUCCCUCCAAAAAGAUCUCCGACAAAAAAGAGAAAAAACAGAAAGUUAAAAAGGAAAAGAAAGAGAAGAGUCCAAAGAAAGAUGGAAAGAAGAAAAAGGAAAAACAACAGUCUGUAGACAGUGAUGAUGAGCCACUGGCAAAGUUGAAAAAAUCCCCCUCUAAAAAGGGUAUGAAGCAGAUGACAUUAUUUGAUUUGUCAAAGAAGAAAGGAAUGAAAACACCAGAGAAAAAGAAAAUGGGAUCUUUAAGAACACCAGAAAAGGGCAACAAAACACCUGAUAAACCAAUUAAAUCGCCUACAAGCAAAACCCCAGCCAUUGUGUCUAAAAUGGUCAGGGCUUUCAAACUGAAAGAGGAAGCAAAAUUGAAGUCCUUGGCACUGAAAGCAGCUGAUAUAUUGACUGUCACUCAGAUGAAAAAACUACCAUCGGACAUUAAAGACCUUGUCAACAAACGAUUCGAAAAGAUUCAGGAAAAGAAGAAACUUGCUACCAUGACUGAGGAGCAAAAGGCAAAUUACAUGAAAGAGAAGAAAGAGAAACAAAAACAGGAAAUGAGAGAAAAGCAGCUGAAACUCAGACAGAAAUUUGAGGAUCAGGAGUUGUCUAACUUGAAGCCUCUCCCGGCUCCUAAAUUAGUGACCACCCCCGAGGGACUUCCUAAUGAGCUGUUUGGGGACAUCACCAUGGUAACAGAGUUCGUCAGCUGUUACUCAGGACUUCUGAUGCCAAAAGAUGAUUAUCCUAUUUACACGGAUGCCCUAAUGAAGGCCCUGUGUAGUGGUAAGGAGGGCUUCCUGUACAUCGGUCGUGUCCUGGUCGUUCUACUUCAGACUCUUCUGCAGGAUCAGAUUUCAGAGGAUUACCAGGAGAUGCGUGUGUCCCUGAGUGACAUUCCGGUGAACCCCUACACGGCCUCGGAGUUGGUCCGGCUCUGUCUGAGGAGACAGGAUGUGGAGGAUCAGAGUACGAGUAACGUCAGCAACGACACCGAUCUCGACGAGGAAGUGUCGGAUGAUACUAUUCAACAGUUGGAAACACAGGAAUUCUUUAUGUUGGAUCCAGUACAGAAAAUUCAGAUCCUUAAGGGCCUUUGUCUGAGAAUCAUGGGAACUUACUCUGUCCAGGAUUACAUGGAAGAAAAACAGCAGGAGGCCACACAGCUCUGGAAAACAAAAUUAAAAGAGAUGAAAUCAAAGAAUGACGAACUGAAAAAAGUGAAGAAUAAGAAGGGAUUGGUGAAUGGGGAGGAAGCAACCAAAGCCAAAGAGGGGGAGGGAGAAAGUCAGGGGAAAGAGGAGGACGCAAAUAGAGAUAUUUUAAUUACCCACUUUUAUGGGAAACAAGGAGCAGAGAGUGAUGGCUCUAAGCCAGGGACGCCCACGCCAAUGGAUUCCGGGGAGGAGAGGGAUGACCUGGCAUCAGUCGUCAAGAGACGGAGGAUCACCACGGCCCAGGCAUUAGCUGAGAAGAAAAAAAAGGAUGAAGAGGAGAGGAUAAGGCGGCAAAAAGAAGCUGAAAUAUACAAGAAAGAAGUAGAGAUGGAGAAAUUUGAGAAAAAAUUUGCAGAAGGGAUUGCUCUUGCUAAGGCUGUGCUAAGACAAACACCAAUAGGAACUGACCGUAAUCAUAACAGAUACUGGGUGUUUUCACAGACCACACCAGGACUUUAUAUUGAAAAAGGUUGGGUAGCAGAUUACAUUGACUAUAAUGUUCCCAAGUCUGAAGAGAGUGAUGAUUCUGACGAUGAUGUGGUCAUGUCAGAGGAUGGUCCUUUGUCAGAGUCACGGACACCUGCCGAGAAAACAGCCCCCAAAACUGGUCAGAAUCUGUGGUUUACGUACGACUCAAUUAAGGACCUCGAUAGUCUGAUAGACAGUCUCCACCCACAGGGGAUCCGAGAAAAUCAUCUACGAGCGGAACUCAAAAAGAGAUACGAUAUUGUACACAAAGCUGUGAUACGGGCCAACAGAACCAAUUUGGAACUCAGGGAUUGUGAUGGAGAGAAGGGAUUGAUGGAAGCUUAUAAAAAGACUUCGGAGUACAAUGAAAAUGAGGCUCACUUUAAAAAGGAGUUAUUGGACACUGAGCUGAAGUUACGGAAUGGGGGACUAGGGGGGGUGGACGAUUUUCCUGUGUGGGAGAAAAAACUAGAGACUUCAACAGACUUAACGGGCAUGGCGGAGUGCCUGUUGGAGGUACAGGAGAACGUGCUGGAGAAGUUCCGUCAGGGUAUCAUGGCUGUCAGUAAGAAGAAGAUCCUGGUGAGAUCGGGGGAGGACAGUGACGAAGAGGAGAAAGAGGAGGAGAUUACAGUCUGUCUGGGUAUAUCUAAGUGGAGAGAGGCUGUUGAGAAUGCCAGCACUCUGUCAAGACUCCACGUUCUGUUUGGUAUACUGGAUGCCUGUAUCAAGUGGGAAAAAUCAGCGGAAAAUGCGAAAUGUAAGAUCUGUCGUAAGAAGGGAGAUGACUCAGCCCUGUUGCUGUGUGAUGAAUGUAAUCAAGCUUUCCACAUGCACUGUCUACGGCCAGCUCUCUUUGAGAUUCCUAAAGGCGAUUGGUUAUGUCCUGCUUGUGAUCCAAAUCACUCAAGGAGACGAGUGCGAGAUUACCCUAAAAAUUAUCGUGUUUCAGACUCAAAUGAUGAAGCAAGUGAUGAUAGUGAAAUAGAACAUGAAGAGAAGUGUGUCCAAUGUGGUCAUGAUGAGAAUCUGAUUCUUUGUGCCAAGUGUCCCUCUGCUUACCACCUGGAGUGCCACGACCCCCCUCUACGUCGACCCCCCAGGGGUCACUGGGAGUGCAAUGAGUGUAAGACUGGUGUGAAAAGGUCAACCAGGUCUAAAACAGCAAGGAGAAAUGCUGUAAAGAAUAAGAGAGCCCCUCCAAGGCGGCGUAAUUAUGAGGAGUCGGAGGGCAGCACAACGGAGGAGGAGGAAGAAAGUGAAGAAGAGGGAGAGGAGAGUUCUGAUACAGAGGAAGAGGAAGAAGAACAAGCCCAGCCUCCGAGGAAGUCACAGCGCCGAUCUCAGGACACAACGGCUCGGCGGGGCAGGCCGGCAGCUCAGGCCCGGGGCCGAGACAGGACCAGGAACCAGUCCAUGGAUGAGGAAGUGCCAGUGUCACGGUCUGGUUCAUCCCGACGCGCACCCUCAGAUCUAUCUAUAUGUGAGCAGAUUGUAGCAAACACCAUGAAACAGAAAGCCUGCUGGCCAUUCUUAAAUCCUGUCAACAAAAAAGAGGUGCCUGAUUAUUACCAGAUCAUCAAGCACCCGUUAGAUUUCCAGAUCAUUAAGGAUCGACUUCAGUGUCUGGUGUAUGGAUCUCCCCUAGAGGUGAUGGAAGAUGUGAAGCUGGUCUUCAAUAACGCUGAGACAUAUAAUAAAGAGGGCAGUGAAAUUCUGGAUUAUAUGAGGGAAGUGGAGACCUACUUUUCAGAACAAAUGAAGAAACAUCUCCCGACGUUUCCGUAUUAUCGCCAGAAGCUGACCAAUGGCCAUGCAGAAUGACAUUUCCAAGGAUUUUUUAGAAUACAAACAUGUAGCAUGUUAGUGAACGUUAAGAUGGUUUACAUGGCAAAGAAACAAGUGCUCUGUGUCCUUCCUUUAUAUGUGUUCUGUUUGUCAAACAGUAUUUGUUUAUCAGAAACAGACACAAUGUACCAAGUAACUCCGGCUGUGCAAUCAUGUCAAGAAUACAGCACCAUACACAAAUUCUUUAAACCAGUGGGAACAUACUUCAAGGAAAUCUUUUCCUUGGCCGAGUCUCAAUAUCAAAACUGAUCAACCUCUCUACUUAGAAAAUGGUUCAUCUUUUUGUAUACUUGUCGACUACAUUAAUUUGGACACCUUUAUUUCUUAUUUUUAUAUGUAUAUUAGUUUAAUAAAAGAAGAUUUCACAUAUUUUUAUGAUAUUUUAAGUAAUAUUACAUAAUUUAUUCAUUUUACAUAUGUGCGUUUGUGGAAAAAAAAAUCAUGAAUAUGUACUUUGUACCUAAGACAGUGUAAGUCUUUCUUGUCAUAGGGUAUUCUCAUCUUUUACUGUAUAAUUACACUGUAAAGUUGUUUUUUUUUAGUUUAAAAAUGAAAUCAUGUUGUAAAUGGUGUUAAAGAUUUAUUUAUAUCAAAACAAGUUUUCAUCCAAAGCCCAUUUCACAUUAGUUUAAAAGGAUUGAGUAGUGCAAGAAAUGCAUGUAAAUUAUGUCCAUUUAAAAUAUGAUUGCAAAAUAGAUUUUGAAGCUGUAUUAUGUUAUAGGGGAAAAGUAAAGAGUAACUAGAUAUAUUCAGAUUUUUUUUAAUUCAGAUAAUUCUUUUCCAAGAGUAACUCAAGGUGGUUUAGCUUUAAUGCAGUAGGCAUCAAGUAAAAAAAUUCAGACUGCUAAAAAGAAAAAAAAUUAUUUGAAGGUUUACACAUCAUUAUGUUCUCAUUUUUACUCAUCGUUGUAUAUGAACAUGACAAAAUCAUGAUGGGCAUUGAAGCCUUAUACCAAAUCUGUAGUAUCUGUUAUUUUAUGGUCGAUGUCUGUUGAAUCUGAAAUAAAAUGUCAGUAAAUCUCAAAA